GUUGCUCUUCUGCUGUCAGUUGUUGACUGGUGUCGUUUCUAGCAACACCUGAAUCCACGUUAGUUAAAUUGAUGUUGAUUAAACAUUUUAUUACCAAAAAACGGAGAAUUACAAGGAGUCUUGCCAAUGUCAAAAGACAGCCGUCACGAUGGCCGACGGCGUGGCGCUGGUCAGCACCGACUGGGGCCAAGAAUGGGCCAAGGCGCUGACGGGAGGGAGAGAUCUGGGAGCAACAGUUCUGGGUCAUCGCAUGGAGGUGGCAAAGGCAGGAAUACACCCAUAAACCUUACCUUAAAGGCCUCCUUCCAGCGCUCUAACAGCCAUGAUAAAGUGAGGAAGAUCGUGGCAGAGGAGGGACGUGCCGCACGGAACCUCAUCGCCUGGAGCGUCCCGCUGGAGAACAAGGAGGAGGACGGGAAGUCCAAGUCGCACUCCAACACCAACCCGCGGUCGCAGAGGAUCAACACGGGUCUGCACAGGAACAAAAAACAGAAUGCGGGCCUGGACAGUAAGAGUGCAGCCGGGGCCUUGCUUGAUAAGAACACUGAGAAGAGCCCCACCAAGGCCAGGCAGCCCCGCAAGGUGGACCUGAGGGCGCGAUACUGGGCCUUCCUCUUCGACAACCUGCGGCGCGCCGUGGACGAGAUCUACGUCACCUGCGAGUCGGACCAGAGCGUGGUGGAAUGCAAGGAGGUCCUGAUGAUGCUGGAUAACUAUGUCCGGGACUUCAAGGCGCUGAUCGACUGGAUCCAGCUGCAGGAGAAGCUGGAGAAAACUGACGCCCAAAACAGACCCACCUCUCUGGCCUGGGAGGUGCGAAAGAUGUCCCCAGGACGUCAUGUGAUGCCCAGCCCCUCAGCCGACAGAAUCAUCCCCUCGCCAAGCGCAAGGAAGUCCCUCAAUUUUGGGGGCCACCCUCCCACGCUGGCUGUAGCCCGUCUCACCCACUCGGGCCCCAGCUGGGCUGACCGGGUCAAGUCCUCCCAGCCCCUCCCCAUCUCCAGCCAGGGCCCUCCCUGUCCUCGAGAGAAAUUGGGUAAGAAGGAUGCGGAGGGGUGGGAGACGGUCCAGAGGGGGCGGCCCUCGCGCCCACGCUCCGCUGCCAUGGUGGCCAAGGUGAGCCCCGUCCGGGCCCACGUGACCCCCAAAGACGACAGCGACAAGGAGAACCGCCAGCUCCAGGGCCCUGCCCCCCUGCCCUCCACCGACGCCACCCCGCCGGAGGGGGACAAGCCAGCCCAGCCCGCCCCCCUGGAGGACAAGGGUGACAUCAUCGAGCCUCCGGCCGACGGCACACAGGAUUUGGGGCCGCCCACGGGCGCGCCCGUCGAGGACCCGCCUGCCCCGCCCCCUUCCACGUCCACGCCCCCGGCCACACCCCCGCCCCCAGACCCAAAUGGCGUGGACGCUGCGUGUCCUAAGCAGGGCGAGGGGGAGGGGGAGGGGUACGCAGAGGGCCAGACGCUCGUCCCUGCAGAGUCUGUCCCGGGACAGACCCCCGCAGCAGCCCUGAAACCGGAGAGUGCGCUGGACCCCACUGAGCUUUCCACCCCGCAGUCCAUGGCGGAGGUCCUGGCGAAGAAGGAGGAGCUGGCGGACAGGCUGGAGAAGGCCAACGAGGAGGCUAUCGCCAGCGCCAUUGCCGAGGAGGAGCAGCUGACCCGCGAGAUCCAGGCCGAGAACAACGAGCUGGAGACCGACACUGAGAGCGACUUCUCUGCCAGCAUGGGCAGUGGAGGCUGUGGGCUGAAUAUGGACUGGAGUGAGAUGUUAGCUGACUAUGAUGCUCGCGAGCCCUGGCGACAGAGCACCUCCUGGGGAGACAUCGUGGAGGAGGAGCCGGCACGCCCCCCCGGGCACGGCAUCCACAUGCACGAGAAGCUGUCCUCCCCAUCCCGUAAGAGGACCAUCGCCGAGUCCAAGAAGAAGCACGAGGAGAAGCAGCUGAAGGCCCAGCAGCUGCGGGAGAAACUGCGUGAGGAGAAGACCCACAAGCUGCAGAAGCUCCUGGAGAGGGAGAAGGAGGUGCAUAAGUGGAAGGAGGAGUUGCUGGAUCAGAGGAGGAGGAUGAUGGAGGAACGUCUGCUCCACGCUGAGUUUAAGCGCGAGCUGCAGCUGCAGGCCAUAGUGAAGAAGGCACAGGAGGAGGAGGCCAAGGUGAAUGAGAUCGCCUUCAUUAACACCCUGGAGGCGCAGAAUAAGAGGCACGACGUGCUGGCCAAGCUCAACGAGUACGAACAGCGCCUCAACGAGCUGCAGGAGGAGCGCCAGAGGAGGCAGGAGGAGAAACAGGCUCGAGACGAGGCCGUGCAGGAGCGGAAGCGAGCCCUGGAGGCGGAGCGUCAGGCUCGGGUGGAGGAGCUGCGGGCGAGGAGGCGCGAGCAGGAGGCGCGCAUCGAGCAGCAGAGGCAGGAGAAGGAGAGGGCCCGGGAGGACGCGGCGCGGGAGAGAGCCAGAGACCGUGAGGAGAGGCUGGCUGCUCUCAGCGCUGCCCAGCAGGAAGCCAUGGAGGAGCUCCAGAAGAAGAUCCAGAUGAAGCACGAUGAGAGCAGCCGUCGGCACAUGGAGCAGAUGGAGCAGCGGAAGGAGAAGGCGGCUGAGCUGAGCAGCGGACGACACGCCAACACCGACUACGCCCCCAAACUCACGCCCUACGAGCGCAAGAAGCAGUGCUCGCUCUGCAACGUCACGAUCACCUCUGAGGUGCACCUGUUCAGCCACACCAAGGGCAAGAGGCACCAGCAGGCCGUCCGCGAGGGCAGCAGCAUCCAGGGCCGGGAGCUCUCCGACGAGGAAGUGGAACACCUGUCCUUAAAGAAGUACAUCGUGGAUAUUUUGACGGACAGCUCCAUAGUCGUGGAGACUGCCAAAGACAACGAGGAGCGGCAGAAGGCUCGGAAGAAGGCAAAGAAACUGCGGGCGAGGAUGAAUUCAAGGGCCAAGGAGUACGAGGCCUCCCUGGAGGCCAGGACGCCCGUCCCGGACUCCCCCUACAAAGCCAAGUUGCAGCGGCUGGUGAAGGACCUGGGCAAGCAGCUGCAGGGGCAGGAUGGCGGGCAGUGGGCCCCCAACAAGGUGUCGGGUUUGGACAGGACCCUGGGAGAGAUCUCUCGCAUCCUGGAGAAACAGAACAAUGCGGAUCAAGUGGCGUUCCAGGUCGGAGGGGGGCUCUCGGCCCUGGAACAGAUCCUGCAGGUAGUCGUCGCGGCGACCACUCCUGCCACGGUCCCGCGCAUUCCGCUGAAGUCCCUUUGCAAUGCAGUGAACACCUUCUGCCUGGCCUGCUCCGGCUGCUAUAGCAACUGCUCCUACGUGCUCUUCAGCAACAAGAUCACCUUCCUGAUGGAUCUGCUGUUACAUCAGCUAAUGCUCUAUGUCCCCGAUGAGGACACGUCCAUCUUCGGGCGCAGUGUCAACAAGCAGGUGUUUGAGGGCCUGACCACCGGCCUGCUGCAGACCAGCGCCACUGUCCUGGAGACGCUGCUGUCCUCUCGACCUGAGGGUUCCCGCGGAGACCCCCCCCGCAUAACCUCCCCCGUUACCAAGAGCAAGACCUCCGCCCUGGAGCCCUUCAACACUCGCGUGCAGGACCUCAUCAGCUACGUGGUGAACAUGGGUUUGAUAGACAAGCUGUACAGCUGCUUCCUGUCAGUCCAAGGCCCGGUGGACGAGAGCCCCAAGAUGGCCGCCUUCCUCCAGCAGGCCACCGCUCUGCUGCACAGCAUGUGCAGGCUGUGUUUCGCGGUGACAGGCCGCGCUCCCAGCAUCUUCGACAACAAGCGGCAAGACCCCACGGGGCUGACGGCCCUGCUGCAGUCCACCGACCUGGUGGGCGUGCUGCACACGCUCUACUGCAUCCUGCUCCACGGCUCGGCCCCCGAGCCCGCGUCCGCCGGCCCCCAGGAGGGCUACCCUCCCUCCGUCAUCCAGGUGGCCCUGCAGGGCGUGCGCUUCCUCAACAGCUUCGCCCUGCUGGACCUGACGGCCUUCCAGUCUGUCCUCGGUGCAGAGGGACUCUCCCUGGCCUUCCGACACAUCGUGGGGUCCCUGCUGUGGUACUGCUCCCAGCGUCCGAGUGAGGAGCUCCUGCACGAGGUCAUCGUCUGCGUGGGUUACUUCACCGUGAACCACCCCGACAACCAGGUGAUGGUGCAGUCUGGCCGCCAGCCCAGCGUGCUGCAGAAACUGUGUCAGCUGCCGUUCCAGUACUUCAGCCACCCGCGGCUCAUCCGCGUGCUCUUCCCCAGCCUCAUCUGCGCCUGCCACAGCAACCCCCAGAACAAGGUCAUCCUGCAGCAGGAGAUGAGCUGCGUGCUGCUGGCCACCUUCAUACAGGACUUCGCUCAGAGUUCCAGCCAGACAGAAAGCAAGACGUCCUCGCAAGCAGAAAAAGUCCCGCUGUCUCUGGACUACCUCGAGCUGUCAAACCGUUUCCCCCGAGAGCAGUGGGAUGCGGCCCUGCAGUUUUUCCUGAAGAAGGAAGCCGAUUGAUCCCGCGGCAGCUGCCUCACCUCUCUCACAACUGUGUUAGCGAGACACACAAACUCGCUGCAAAACAGCACAGUAUGGCUGUACGUUCUGCCUGCAUCGUUGAAGGAUAACGUUAGCUUUAGUGGUCCAGUUCCGUUUAUUAUACCUAGUUUUCAUUUUUGAUAAUAGGUCUCCAACCAUUUGGUAAGAAACUCAUCAGACAUACAAUACAUUUCCCCCACUGUUGAUCAGGCUGAUUGUAGCUAUUUGUUUUGCGAUUAUUGAGUGCAUGGAUAAAGUGCUUUGAAGAUGCUGAUAAAAGAAUGCCGUUUUAAAGACUCUAAGGAAAUGAGAAAAGCACUCUUAAACCAGCCAGAAUGACAAGCAACUUAAUGAAUGGGUAAUGGGUCUUAUUUAUAUGUUUAUUUUGUUAACCAGCCCCUUUGUUAUAAGACUUGGGGCGUUGCCUAGUUUACGUUUUUUUCAACCGUUUUUUUUUUUUACUACUUUGUCGUUACCGCGACUAGUGUGCGUCUGUCCUGUACGUGUAUUCUUUGUUCGCAAGUACGAACCAUCCUGAGUUUUUUUUUGAAAAUGCCUGGUUUCAGGCUUGUUUUGUGAAGCACUGUAAAAGCACCUAAUUUAUUUCAUAAUUUACCAAUGUAUCACAUGUAAUAAAAUUAUUUAUUACCACACGAA
Molecule: messenger RNA, 5169 nt
Organism: Conger conger (European conger)
Lineage: Eukaryota; Metazoa; Chordata; Actinopteri; Anguilliformes; Congridae
Gene: scaper
Product: S-phase cyclin A-associated protein in the ER
Exons: 31
Coding region: 127-4491 (1454 amino acids)
Molecular function (GO): nucleic acid binding; zinc ion binding
Source: RefSeq, a predicted model, not a curated record